Molecule: messenger RNA, 1386 nt
Organism: Sporisorium graminicola
Lineage: Eukaryota; Fungi; Basidiomycota; Ustilaginomycetes; Ustilaginales; Ustilaginaceae
Exons: 1
Coding region: 1-1386 (461 amino acids)
Biological process (GO): proteasome-mediated ubiquitin-dependent protein catabolic process
Cellular component (GO): proteasome regulatory particle, base subcomplex
Molecular function (GO): proteasome-activating activity; ATP binding; ATP hydrolysis activity
Source: RefSeq, a predicted model, not a curated record
AUGUCGGACGCACAGCCUCCCAACGGCGAAGACCGCCAGCAGCCUGCCGCCGAGCCGUCUCAAGCUGGUCCUUCUUCCUCGUCCAACGCUGCUGCAGCAGACGGUGACGCAAAGAUGGCGCCAGCCGAGCCCGAAGAGGAGCCUCUUGACGCAGAGAUCCUCAACGCGUCCAUCGACGAGAUCCAGACUCGCACGCGUCUGCUCGAAAACGACGUCAAGGUGAUGCGCUCCGAACACAUGCGUUUGAUGCACGAACAGUCGUCCAAGCGCGACAUGAUCAAGGACAAUUCGGACAAGAUCAAGCAGAACAAGAUGUUGCCUUACCUUGUCGGAAACGUAGUCGAAAUUCUUGACAUCGAUCCGGAUAUCGACGAGGACUCCGAGGAAGGUGCUAAUGUCGACCUGGAUGCGAGGAGGAAGGGAAAAUGCGCAGUCAUCAAGACGAGUACACGUCAGACGAUCUUCUUGCCCCUCAUCGGUCUUGUACCUGCGGAAGAGCUCCGUCCCGGUGACCUGAUCGGUGUCAACAAGGACAGCUACUUGGUGCUCGACAAGCUGCCCGCCGAAUACGACUCGCGUGUCAAAGCGAUGGAAGUCGACGAACGACCCACCGAGACGUACACGGACAUUGGUGGACUGGACAAGCAGAUUGAAGAGCUCGUCGAAGCCAUCGUACUGCCUAUGCAGCAAGAGCAGAAGUUCAAGAAUUUGGGAAUCCGACCUCCCAAAGGUGCCCUCAUGUACGGCCCGCCCGGUACGGGCAAGACGCUGCUAGCCCGUGCGUGUGCCGCCCAGACCAACGCAUGCUACCUGAAACUCGCCGGCCCAUCGCUCGUGCAGAUGUUCAUCGGCGACGGCGCGAAGCUCGUCCGUGACGCUUUCGAGCUGGCCAAAGAAAAAGCACCUGCGAUCAUCUUCAUCGACGAACUUGACGCGAUAGGCACCAAACGUUUCGACUCGCAAAAGAGCGGUGACCGCGAAGUACAGCGAACAAUGCUCGAACUGCUCAACCAGCUCGACGGCUUCUCGUCGGACGAGCGCAUCAAAGUCAUCGCCGCCACCAACCGCAUUGACAUCCUCGACCCCGCUCUGCUGCGUUCCGGACGCCUGGACAGGAAGAUCGAAUUUCCUCUGCCCAACGAAGAGGCUAGAGCGAGGAUCAUGGAGAUUCACAGCAGGAAAAUGGCGGUCGGGCCCAACGUCAACUUUGAAGAGCUGGCGAGGUCGACAGACGAGAUGAAUGGUGCGCAGCUCAAGGCCGUGUGCGUAGAAGCCGGGAUGAUCGCGUUGAGGGAGGGCGCCACCGUCUUGGACCAUGAGCAUUUCCAUGGCGGCAUCCAGGAGGUGCAGGCCAAGAAGAAGAACGACCAGUUCUACUUUUCCUAG